This is a messenger RNA of Globicephala melas (long-finned pilot whale), 8425 nucleotides long. RefSeq names its product NEDD4 binding protein 2 (gene N4BP2). The record is from RefSeq and is a predicted model, not a curated record. Lineage: Eukaryota; Metazoa; Chordata; Mammalia; Artiodactyla; Delphinidae. Gene Ontology annotation, molecular function: endonuclease activity; ubiquitin binding. Gene Ontology annotation, cellular component: nucleus.
GUGGGUGGGGGAGGCGGAGAGCAGCGAUUCACCUGGGCGACGUGGCAGCCAUUCCCUACUCUCCGAGACCCCUCCCCAUUCGGCCGCCCACCCGCCCUCUCGCGGCUGGUUGCUGCGAGGCUGCUCUUCCCCGGCCGGACGGAGAGCGGCAGUGUCUCCCCGCCGGGCGCCCGCCGUGCGUCUCCCCCGCGCGGCCGCCGCUGCUCGCCAGCCCUGCGCCGUGCUGGAGAGCGCAGUGGCGGCGGCGGGAAAGGGCUGCGGAAUCGCGGCGCUGCGUCUCACACUCGACGACGCGGCCUCGGCCUCGACGCCCUCCGCCCGUUCCCGGAGCAGAUAUUUUAUUCAUGGGAAAGAGAUGCCCUGUAUUAUGGACCUGAGUAUUCCAGGUACCGAAAUGUAAGAAGACAUUACGUGGAUAACAGGAAGAGCUGUAGAGUUUGCAGGUGUCAGCUGUGGCCUUAAUAAGCACAUUGAUAGCAUCAGUGAUAGACAGAUGGGAACAUAAUUUGGGUGCUUACUAGGUGCCAGUCCUUGUGCACAGCCCUUUUUCAUGGAUUAUCUCAUUUAAUCCUCACAACAACACUAUGAGUUGAAAAUGCCAUGGAUUGUCUAUUAGAAUUAUCAGCCACUGACGCUAAAAUAGAAGAAUCGCCUUCAAAAAGCUUCGUUGCUUCUGAGAACCAAGUAGAUGCAGUGGGAUGUGAAAUAAUGGAAAAGUGUCCUCCUGAAGAAGAGAAUGAAGAUUCAAAAAUGGAUUCAUUUUUGGACAUGCAGCUAACUGAAGACUUAGAUUCCUUAAUACAGAAUGCUUUUGAGAAAUUGAACUCUUCUCCUGAUGACCAUGCAUACUCAUUUUUGACUUUGCAAGAUGUUAAUAAUCUUAGUAACCCGAGUGCAUUUAUAAAUUCAGAUUCAAGUAGUACGACUCCCAUUCUUUCUACCCAAAAUAUGGAUUUGAACAGUGAAAAUGUAGAGAGUUCUGCCUCUACAUUAAGUUCAAAUUCCUUAACUUCACAUUCACUUUCAAAUGAGUCCAAAAGUUUUACAAAGGAUAACACAUUGGCAUUGGAAGAUUCUCUUCUCAGUAGUUCUUUAAAUGUAGCAAAUGACACUACGAUGGAUUGUAGUAACCAAAUUCAGAAAGAGCUUUUAGAAUCUGUGUGUGUUGAGACUCAGUUCUCUCAAGCCCCUGUAGAUUUGGAUGCCAACGAACUUCAGGCGCCUUUAAACCUUACUGUGCAAAAUCUGGGGCUUGGUUUACUAGGUACAGGUGGAGAUCAGAAAUCUUCUGUCCCUGAUGUUUUUGUACCUUCUGAAGAAUUCAAUUUCCAGUCACACAAACAGACUGAACUGCCACCAAAGGGGAAGGAUGUGAACUACUGCCCAGUACUUACCCCUCUCCCUCUACUGCUGCCUCCUCCUCCCCCUCCACCAAUGUGGAAUCCAAUGAUUCCUGCUUUUGACCUCUUUCAAGGAAACCAUGGCUUUGUAGCUCCUGUUGUAACCACAGCUGCACACUGGAGACCUGUCAACUAUACAUUUCCACCCCCGGUUAUUUCUCAUACUUCCCCAACAAAGGUAUGGAGAAAUAAAGAGGGAACAAGUGCUUAUCAGGUACAAGAAACUCCAGCUUCUCAGGUUGUAAGAAAGAAGACAUCAUCUUAUGUUGGACUAGUUCUUGUUCUUCUCAGAGGGCUUCCGGGAUCAGGAAAAUCUUUUUUGGCAAGGACCUUGCAAGAGGAUAAUCCAAGUGGAGUCAUUCUUAGUACUGAUGAUUAUUUUUACAUAAAUGGACAAUACCAGUUUGAUGUAAAAUACUUAGGAGAAGCACAUGAAUGGAACCAGAAUCGUGCAAAAGAAGCAUUUGAGAAGAAGGUAUCUCCUAUAAUAAUAGAUAAUACAAAUCUACAGGCAUGGGAAAUGAAGCCAUAUGUUGCUUUGUCUCAAAAACAUAAAUAUAAAGUCCUUUUCCGGGAACCGGAUACCUGGUGGAAAUUCAAACCAAAGGAACUUGCAAGGCGUAAUAUUCAUGGGAUAAGCAAAGAAAAAAUAACAAGAAUGUUGGAACACUAUCAACGUUUUGUUUCAGUGCCCAUAAUCAUGAGUUCUUCAGUUCCAGAGAAAAUGGAACGUAUCGAGUUGUGUGCAUAUUCUUGUGACAGAAGUACUAGCCCAAGAGACAAUGAAGAUAUUGCCUCUGAAAAAGAAGAAAAUGUUUUAUCCUCGUCUCUGAAGCAUCCAGAGUUAAUUGAAGAGAAGAAACAUGAUGUGACCAAAGAAAAUUUGUUACCUGAGAAUGUUACAUGUCUCCCUAAUGCAGAUUUAAACAACGGAAAAAAAGAAAUAAGUGGUAUGAAUCCUAACAUUCAGAGUGCUUUCAUUCACGAAGCUCCAGACAUUUAUUUUUCUGAUUCUGAAAGCAAAGAACGAGCAACAGACAAACGUGAAAAAGAAGAGCCAGUAGAAAUGGCUCCUGAAAAAGAGUGUAGUAAAACCAGUGCAGAUAGUUUUGUAGAGAGAAUAUCACCAAGUAUUUGCUGUGGUGGAAAUAAUCAAGAAGACUGUGGUCUUUCAAAUACUGUACCACUUCAAAAUGAAAAAUCUUCAUCUAGUGAAACGCUGGAAGAAAGAGCAGGAGUAAAGAAAAAAGCCUUUGGAAAACAAAAAAGCAAAUCAACUUCGGAAAAGUUCCCAAGACAAGAGCUGUCUUUUGUUGGUGACUGGCCAGUUGAUAAGUCUAUUGGUCAGAGGACAAAAAGGAGCCGAAAAACUGAGAAAGCUUUAUCUAUACACAGUGACAAAAAGUAUAAUUGCCCUCAGUCACAUAAAGUAUUAGACAGUAGUUUAUCUGUGAGUAUAGAUUGUAUCCAGCCACGAGGAUCUCCACAUGAAAACGUAGAGGAUGACAGCAAGUCACAGUGUGAUGAUGCCUCAGAAUCUUUCAAUAGCUGUAAAUAUGGUACUUAUAAAAAUACUGAAAAAGACUCAUUUAACAUUGUGGGUGACUGGCCUUCAUCUGAUUCUUUAGCUCAGAGAGAGCACAGAUCAAGAAUGCCAAAGGCUGGCUUAAAUGAACCCAACCUAGAAUUUGGAACUAACAACACUAUGAAUGAAAUGUCCUUAUAUACAGCACGUGAGGCCUGUUGGGGCACAAGUCCUGAAGAACUAAAAACGUUGGGUAGUUCUACUCGAGCAAGUUCUGAAAUGCUGCCCAAUGAAAUGACCUGUGAGAAUAAAACUUGUCCAAGUAAAAAGAUUCAUAGGCAACACACAUUGUCUCUUACUUUUACCAAUAGUGUGCCAACUGCUCCUGGAGGAGUGGGACCACAAACUUUAGCUGAAUUUCAAGAAGAAAAGACUAAAGAAGUCCCUGGAAUAGAAGUAGGCAAGUGUACUCAGACUGAACCACAGGAUUUUGCUCUCUUAUGGAAAAUAGAAAAGAAUAAAAUUAGUGUUUCAGAUUCUCUGAGAGUAUUAACAGGAAGAUUAGAUGGAUUUAAACCAAAAGCUCUCAAUAUUAACACAAAAUUAGAUGUUCAAGAAACAAUUCCAUAUAGGGUAAUGUAUGACAAAAGCACAUAUGUUGAAGAAAGUGAGCUUACCAGUGCUGAUGAAUCUGAAAAUCUUAACAUUCUUUGUAAACUAUUUGGAUCGUUUUCAUUAGAAGCCCUAAAAGACCUAUAUGAGAGGUGUAACAAAGAUAUUAUUUGGGCCACGAGCCUUUUAUUGGAUUCUGAAACUAAAUUAUGUGAGGAUACUGAAUUUGAGAAUAUAGAAAAGUCAUAUGAUGAAACACAAAUUGGGCCAUUUUCUCUGGGACUGAAUUUGAAGGAAAUUAUUAGCCAAAGAGGAAGCUUAGAGGAGUCUAAUUCUUCUGUGCCAGAAUUUAGCCAUGGAAUUGGUAUCAGUAACACUAAUGUACAGUCCACCUGUAAUUCAGAAAAGGAAAGCUUAGAGCAGGCAGAAAUAAGAGCUGUAACUACUGAAAAACCUGGAUUAAUAACAGGUAUACUUCCUAAUGUAGAUCUCAAGAAUAAUAAUGAAGUACUUCCUAAUAGUCAGGCAGAACUUUCAGGUUUAUAUAAUGUUAAGCAGCUUUUUCCAGGCACUCUAAAAGCUACUACCACUAAAAAUGUGAGUGAAAUGGAGAAGAAUCCAGAAGUCACUGAGAUUGGAGACAGUAUAAAUUCUUCUUUGAAUUUGUCUGAUAUUUUAAAUUCUGUAUUGAGCACUUCAGAUCUUGAAUUACAUGAAGAAAUUUAUUUUACUGACUCUUUUGACAUAAAUAAAAGUGAAAAUCUUCCAAAGGAUUAUGUGAAAUUUCCAAACACAGAAGAAUUUAUGAAUGAAGAUGAACAGGAAGUGGAAAAAAUUCUAAUGGCAGGGAGUGCUUUGUCAGCUGAGGUUACUGAAGAAGAUAAAACUGAGACGUUGAAUCCCACGCCAGUGAUGGCCAAAUCGCUGACCAUAGACUGUCUGGAAUUGGCAUUGCCCCCUGAACUGGCUUUUCAGCUCAAUGAAUUAUUUGGCCCUGUUGGUAUUGAUUCAGGGUCCCUAACAGUUGAGGACUGUGUGGUUCAUAUAGAUCUGAAUCUGGCUAAAGUGAUUCAUGAAAAAUGGAAAGAAUCUGUAAUGGAGCGACAAAGACAAGAAGAGGUAUCCUGUGGCAAAUUAAUGCAAGAUCCUUCCCUGGUUGGGCGUGUUGGUCUUGAUAAUCCAGAACAAAAAUCAUCUCAGAGAACGGGCAAAAAAUUACUGAAGACUUUAGCAGCACCUGAAAUGCAACCCUUAUUGGAUCAUUGGAACACUCAUACUAAAAAAGUAUCACUCAGAGAAAUAAUGUCAGAAGAAAUUGCCUUACAGGAAAAGCAUGAUUUGAGAAGGGAGCCGCUUAUAUUUGAAAAAGAUUGUGCCACUAAACUAAAGGAGAAGCAGCUCUUUAAGAUAUUUCCAGCCAUUAACCAAAAUUUUCUGGUGGACAUUUUCAAGGACCACAACUAUUCGUUAGAACACACAGUGCAAUUUCUAAAUUGUGUUCUUGAAGGAGACCCUGUAAAAACAGUGGUAGCACAAGAGUUUGUUCACCAAAAUGAGAAUGUCACUUCUCAUACUGCACAGAAGUCUAAGGAGAAAAAGGCAAAGAAAUUGAAAGAGACUGAAGAUAUACCAAGCGAACCAUCUUUCCAGGAUUUUGAGUACCCAGAGUAUGAUGACUACAGGGCAGAGGCUUUCCUGCACCAGCAGAAGAGGAUGGAAUGCUAUAGCAAGGCAAAGGAAGCUUAUCGGAUGGGGAAGAAAAAUGUUGCCACGUUUUAUGCCCAACAAGGUAGUCUUCAUGAGCAGAAGAUGAAAGAAGCCAAUCACCUUGCUGCUGUGGAGAUCUUUGAGAAAGUCAAUGCCUCCCUGCUGCCACAGAAUGUUUUAGACCUCCAUGGGCUGCAUGUGGAUGAGGCUAUAGAACAUUUGAUGACAGUUUUACAGGAGAAAACUGAAGAAUUUAAGCAGAAUGGUGGUAAGCCCUAUCUUUCUGUGAUUACGGGGAGAGGAAACCACAGCCAGGGAGGAGUUGCUCGCAUCAAACCAGCUGUCAUUAAAUACCUCACAAGCCAUAGCUUCAGGUUCUCUGAAAUUAAACCAGGGUGCUUGAAAGUCAUGCUAAAGUAAAAUAAAUGUCCUUGACUUAAAAGUGUGAAGGUUUGUAGGUUAAAAUUAGUUUUAUUUGCAGUAAUUUAGUCAACUGUACUGUAAAUGUGUGUUUUAUUAGAAGUAAUGUCCAGUUAUAAAACAGAAAAACACUAUGUUUUUCAAAAUUCAAGAGAAGUUUAAUUUUUUACUGAAUCACAUGCCAAAUAUGUAGUCUAUUAAAAGUAUUAAAGAGAAUUUUUACUGAUUACAAAAUAUCUAAGAAAAUUAUCAGCUGCAGUUUUAAAGAUUGAAAUGCUCUGAUUCUUUCUCAGACAGAAAAUGUAACCUUUAUAUUAAUUGUUGUUUGACGUUUAGUAAAGUCUUAAAGGUUUCUAUGAGAAGUAUUUAAAGUGCUUUGAGACCUGGUUCAUAAUACAAGCCCUUCAAAAGCUUGCAUUUAAAAAAGAAGUACUGGGCUUCCUUGGUGGCGCAGUGGUUGAGAAUCUGCCUGCCAGUGUGGGGGACACAGGUUUGAGCCCUGGUCUGGGAGGGUCCCACAUGCCGCGGAGCGUCCGGGCCCGUGGGCCACAACUACUGAGCCUGCGUGUCUGGAGCCUGUGCUCCACAACAGGAGAGACCGCGAUGGUGAGAGGCCCGCGCACCACGAUGAAGAGUGGCCCCCGCUUGCCGCAAUUGGAGGAAGCCCUCGCACAGAAACGAAGACCCAACGCAGCCAAAGGUAAAUAAAUUAAUUUAAAAAAAAAAAAGUACUAGUACCAGUAGUAAUGAAAGAAAGGAGAUCUAACAAAAACACUUGAGUGCUUUUUGAUUUCAAAACAAUACAAAAAAAACAUUUUGGUGUAUCCUACAGGAAGGAAGACAUGCUGUUGCACUUUCUUCUGCUUUGUAUAUGAUCGUGAUCUCUUACCUUUUGUUCCUUUGUUCUGUGUGUGUACAUUUUCUAGGAGUAAAGUUGGAGUCUGAGAUUAUAUUGCAAUUUUAUACCUUCCAUAGGCAGGCAAGUUUUCAGAGAAGGAAAAAUGGUUAGGUAUCUACCAAGUGCUGCUGUCUUAUAAAACUGCUUCUAGUCUUACAGAACUGUCUGUGUAAGUGGUAUUGAAGACAGUACUAAAGAGCUAUAUUUUAUAUUUGAGGCAUGUAAUUUCUAAACUACAGUAGGUCAAAAUCCUAUUAACUUAAAUAGAUAUAGAAAACUUUUUUGAUAUAAUCAUAAAAGAAAUUUUUACAAUUUAAAAGUUUUUUACCUUUAUUUUUAAAAAGAACCAACUUUCUGAAAGGAAACUUUCAUUGACUUCUGUUUUUUGGUGAGCUAAAAAGUCCUGUUAGUAUGUCAGUUAUAAUUUCCUUUACACACAAGUUUAGUGUGGCGAAGUAUAAUUUUCCAAUGUGAGACACUGGCUUAAAUAAAUUUGACUUUGGAUAUGAAGGAUAUUUUCAACAUACGUAAUUUUAGCAAACAAUUGUAUUGUUUUUUGAUAAGCUUAAAAAUUAAUUGGAUCAGGAAUGAUACGAUUGAGCUAUUACUGAAAGAAUCCUGAAUUUCGGAAUGGUUUCCCAAAAGAACAGACAUUUUAAUGAAAAUAAAAUUCAAAAAAUGUUUUUAUAUAUCAUGAAAGCAUGCUUGUAAAAGAAGAGCCAUAUCAUUGAAUUUAUUUCUACAAAAAUAAAAAUAUAUGUUUAUUACUUAGAAAUAGUGACUGGUAUUGAAGUAUUAUUCACAUUUGUUAUGUUUGUGGUAAUUUGUUAAAAAAAAGAAAAGAAUGCCAACAGUUUGGCAUUAUGUUUUUUGUGAUGUCUAGAAGAAUUGUGUACAUUAAAAAUAAAGCAAUUCCUUUCAGCAACUUAUUAUAAAACUACAACUGUUAAUGAAAUAAAAUCUUUCUAUAUAUAAAUUGAUAUGAUUUAAGAAAUGUGAAUAACAAUACUAAAACCUAGAAUUAUUCUAGUGUGUGCAGCUGCAUACUCAUUUUCUGUGUUUUUAUAUUUCCUUACCCAGUUUUAAAAAAACAUCACUUUUGAGCACUUCAGCUAGACUUAUUUCAGUAUUAUUUAUUAUAAUUAUGAUUGAUGUGGGAGCAGUCAAAAAGAACAAGAGGUGGGGUAUUUUGUGGGCAGAAACCAAAUGAAAGAACCUAUGUUUUGUACUGUAUCAACUCUAAUUUUAUGCUUUAUUUGGUAAAUCUAGGGUAUUUCUUCUUAAUCAUCCAUAAAUAUAUAGGCAAAUUUUGAGCAUCAUAAAUGUUUUUAUGAAGUUGUUUAGUACCAAACUGCCUCCUACCCCACUAUGUAGCAUAGUUUAACCAACACAUAAUUAUGAAAGAAAAUUUUAUAAUUGCCCCUUUCUUGUUUUGCCUAUUUCUAAAUCCUGUAUGCCAAAGGUAAACAGAGUUUGAGGAUUAUCAAAUUUUUCUCUUUUACCCAUUUCUAAAUCCUGUGUGUCAAAACUAAUGAUAAUGUGGGGAUUAUCAAAGUUUUGAUGUAUGUAUUGGUAUAUUUGUGCUAAUAUAUGACUUACUAGAAUGGCUCUUUGCAAAGUUAUUAGUAUUUUAAAAGUAUAGGGCUUCCCUGGUGGCGCAGUGGUUGAGCGUUCGCCUGCCGAUUCAGGGGACACGGGUUCGUGCCCCGGUCCAGGAAGAUCCCACAUGCCGUGGAGCGGCUGGGCCCGUGAGCCAUGGCCGCUGAGCCUGCACGUCCGGACCUGUGCUCCGCAACGGGAGAGGCCACAACAGUGAGAGGCCCGCGUACCGCAAAAAAAAAAAAAAAAAAAAAAAAAUUAUAA